AUGGAUAGAUUUGGUGGCGAAGUUUCUUCUUAUUCGUUCGUCCGUUUUUUUUUUUCUCCAACUUGUUGCAAAUUGAUUAGCGUCUCGCACUUUCUCCUAUUAUUUUUUUCUUUUUUGACUUCCCUCCCUCUUUCUCUCAGUCUAUCACGCUUUAUAACCACUUUCUUUCUUUUUCUACCCUCUAUCCUCUUCCGCCUCACCAGCUAUCCUCUUCUUCCUCACCUGCUAUCCUCUUCCGCCUCACCGGCUAUCCUCUUCCGCCUCACCCGAUAUCCUCUUCCGCCUCACCGGCUAUCCUCUUCCGCCUCACCUGCUAUCCUCUUCCGCCUCACCGGCCUAUCCUCUUAUCCUCUUCCUCCGCCUCACCAGCUAUCCUCUUCCGCCUCACCGGCUAUCCUCUUCCGCCUCACCCGAUAUCCUCUUCCGCCUCACCUACGAUCCUCUUCCGCCUCACCAGCUAUCCUCUUCCGCCUCACCUUUUAUCCUCUUCUGCCUCACCUUUUAUCCUCUCCCGCCUCACCGGCUAUCCUCUUCCACCUCACCGGCUAUCCUCUUCCGCCAAACCUGCUAAUCCUCUUCCGUCUCACCUGCUAUCCUCUUCCGCCUCACCUGCUAUCAUAUUCCGCCUCACCGGCUAUCCUCUUCCGCCUCACCGGCUAUCCUCUUCCGCCUCACCGGCUAUCCUCUUCCGCUGCAUCUAUGAAGUGA
Messenger RNA from Acanthosepion pharaonis, 708 nucleotides. NCBI's taxonomy places the organism in Eukaryota, Metazoa, Mollusca, Cephalopoda, Sepiida, Sepiidae. The record is from the annotation of a GenBank genome assembly.